Messenger RNA from Phalacrocorax carbo (great cormorant), 5102 nucleotides. The record is from RefSeq and is a predicted model, not a curated record. Lineage: Eukaryota; Metazoa; Chordata; Aves; Suliformes; Phalacrocoracidae.
UGCGCCGGGCAGCGCGGCGGGGCGCGGAGCGGGCGCGGGUUCGCCGCCGCUGCGGGCAGGUGCGGGCGGGCGGGCGGCACCGGCGGCACCGGCGGGGGGGCCGCGCCUGCCGCCAGCCGCGAUUGGCCCGGCCCGGCCCGGCUCGGCCCCCUCCGGGGGGCCCGGCCCGCUGCCCCCCUCCACCAUCCGCACCCCGCUUUUAAGCCCCCGGUGCCGGCGGGGUGAUCGGCUCCACCGGCGGCGAUGACCCCCUGUGCGCCGUGAGCACGGCCCCAGGUCAAGGAUGGUCCAUGUGAUGGGGGAUGCCGGCUGCUGGUUCCUGCUCGGGCUCUCCCUCCUCCCCAUCGCCGUCCUGGGCUCCCAGGACGAUGGGAAGGUGAUCCACAUCAGCAGGGUGCAGCACGAGGCUGUGCGCGUGGGGUUGGGGGAGCCCGUGGCCCUGCCCUGCCUCUUCCUGCUCCAGCCCUCCGCCUCGCUGGGGCCCAACGAGCCCCCCGACCCUCCCCGCGUCAAAUGGAGCAAGGUGCGCUCGGCCACCGGCCAGAGGGAGGAUGUCCCUGUCCUGGUGGCCAAGGACAACGCGGUGAAGGUGGUGAAAGCCUACAAGGGCCGGGUGUCCCUGCCUGGCUACCCCCGUGACCGCUACAACGCCACGCUGCUGCUGCAUGCCGCCCGCGCCAGCGACGCGGGGCUGUACCGCUGCGAGGUGGUGGCCGGCAUCGACGACGAGCAGGACCUGCUGCCUCUGGAGGUGACGGGUGUUGUCUUCCACUACCGCCCCGCGGGCGAGCGCUACGCACUGACCUUCGCUGCUGCCCGCCGUGCCUGCCUGGACAACUCGGCCAUCAUCGCCUCGCCCCAGCACCUCCAGGCCGCCUUCGAGGACGGCUACGACAACUGCGACGCGGGCUGGCUGGCCGACCAGACGGUGCGGUACCCCAUCACGCUCUCCCGGCCGGGCUGCUACGGAGACCGCAACAGCCUCCCCGGCGUCCGCAGCUACGGCUGGAGAGAGCCCGGCGAAGAGUACGAUGUCUACUGCUACGCCCGGGAGCUGCGAGGGAUGGUGUUUUAUGCCACGGUGCCGGGGCGGUUCACCUGGCGGGGGGCCCAGAGGCACUGCCAGAGCCGGGGCGCUUCGUUAGCCACCACGGGACAGCUCUACCUGGCGUGGCGCGAGGGCCUGGACCAGUGCGACCCGGGCUGGCUGGCCGACGGCAGCGUCCGCUACCCCAUCAGGCUUCCGCGCAGGAAAUGCGGAGGCGAGGCCUCGGGCGUCAGGACCCUCUAUCAGUUCCCCAACCGCACCGGCUUCCCCCCCGCCGCCUCCAAAUUCGAUGCCUACUGCUAUAAAGCGCGUGUGGCCGCGGGGCAGAGGGAGCCGGAGGAGCCGGUGCUGCCCACGCUCGACCCGCCGGGCAGCGACAACGUGCUGGUGGAGCACGGCGAGGACCUGGGCACGUCGGGGGACACCCGGGACACCCCACGUGACCGCUACAGACUCCUGCUGCAGCCAGGGCCCGUGGGGCUGGGUGAGGAUGAGGACGAGCAGUUGCGGCCGGCGAGCAGCAGCCCAGCGGCGCAGCGCGGUGACCUCCCCGGGGCUGCACCGUCGUGGGCGCCGGUGGCUCGCGGCCCGGGGCUGGGCGAUGGCACAUCCCUGCCUCCCACCGUGGCCUCCUCGCCAGCAUGGCCGCACGAGGAUGAAGCUCUCAACGUGGUGGACCAUGCGCCGGUGAGCUCUUGGCAGGAUCCAGCCAGCACCAGCCCAGCACUGCCGGUGCAAGAAGCCCCUGGCCCCGAGGAGCCCCCGGCCGCCCUCCUACCGCAGCCCCAAAGCCCAACCCAAAAGCACAUCACCGGCUCGCCGCCGGCACCGCCUGGGCUGGGGACGGUCCCUGGCACGGCAGCAGAGACCCCCAGCACCCCACCGGCCAGCUCCCGCGCCCCGAGGAGGAGCAGCUACGCCGGGCUGAACGGGCGCUACUUCCAGCUGCAGCGGCAGAGCUGGGACCCCACGGUGGCUGCAGACCCGGUGGGGACAGUCACCCACCUCCCUGUCCUGGCCCUGGAGGUGAAGGGGGCUGCAGCCAACGCGGUGGAGACGUGGAGCAUCCCCCGCGCCGGCACCGAGAGCCUCUGGCAGGAGGGCACCUACUCACCCUCCAACGCGGUGGAGGAGGAGAUCGGCCCCGAGCUGAUGGCACCGGCCACCGCCCCGGUGUCCCCCUCACCACAGGCACCUUCCCAGAGAGAUUCACCGUGGCUGAACACGGGCACGACUGCCCACAACCCCAGGGGCCCCGCACAGACACCCCCCCUGCCAUCCCCGUCCCUGCCUGCCUCCACAGUUCCCCACGAUGCUCUCGGCCACCGGGACACCACCACGGUGGGGGCUCAGCCCCGUGUCCCCAGCGCCCGCGGGGACUCUCCCCGGCCACCCGUGGAUGCCACCAAGGACUUCUCCGGAGACGUCCUCUCCCAGGAGGACAGCGGCUCUGUCCCACCGCACCCCCCAAUGCCCCCGGCCCCGCUGGUGGCCGAGGGCCCCGAGAUGGCCCCGCAGCCCCACGGUGACAGCGGUGACGGCAGCGGGGCCCCGGGUGACAGCUCACUGGAGAGGCAGAGGAAAGCGGUGACCUUCUUCCACCCAGUGGGUCCCUCCAUGGGGCACCCCACCACUCCUGGCCCCACUGAGGUGGCUGCUCCCCUGCCCCGGGAGGGGCUGAGCCCCACAGCUCCUCACGGGCCAGCCGAGCCGCCGGCUGAGCCCAGCCACGAGGAGCCAGCCACAUACGGGGAUGCUAAGAAGGGCUCAGUUGAGCCAAGUGGCGAAACAACCAUAUCCCCCUCGACAUGGGACAUCCCCUCGCCUUCGCCCCCCUCCACGGCCGGCGAGGUGACCCCACGGGCUGACACCGAGCAGCCAGCGGAGGUGGAUACACUGGAGUCAGCAGCUGAGGAGGGGUCCGCGAGCUUUGCCCCUACAGCCCCACAGCCCACCAGCCACGCUGCACCAGAGCUGGGGGGAGCGGAGCAUCUCCUCCUGCCACCCCCGGCCCCUCGGCAGCCCCCCACCAGCCCCAGCUCGCCGGGUGUCCUCAGCCACAAGGAUGCACCAACAGCUCCCGGCGAUGAGGAUGCCUCCGGGGAGGUGAAGAGGGAAGAGACCCCCGCGCCCUCCAGCUUGCCCACCCACAGCCCCUGGCCAUCACCCACUGCCCCCCACCCCUGGGUGCCGGAGGUGCCCGAGUCCCCCAGCUCGGGGCCGCUCUUCGAGCCCUCCACAGCGGCUUUGCUGGGAGGACUGGGGGGGUCCCCACUGCUGGACGCCGACAGCGGGAGCGGCGAGGAGCCGGGGAUGGAGGAGCGGGAGCUGCUGGCCUGGGCGGGCGCUGGCAACGCCAGCUGGCACGCUCCGGCUGACCCCUGCCAGAACAACCCCUGCCUGCACGGUGGGACCUGCCGAGCCAACGGCACCGUCUGCGGGUGCAGCUGCGCCCCGGGCUUCACCGGGGAGAACUGCGAGAUCGACAUCGAUGACUGCCUGUCCAGCCCCUGCCAGAACGGCGGCACCUGCAUUGACGAGGUCAACUCCUUCGUCUGCCUCUGCCUGCCCAGCUACGGCGGCAGCCGCUGCGAGAAAGACACGGAGGGCUGCGACCACAACUGGCACAAGUUCCAGGGUCACUGUUACCGCUACUUCGCCCGCCGGCGCUCCUGGGAGGACGCGGAGCGGGACUGCCGCCGCCGCGCCGGCCACCUCACCAGCAUCCACUCGCAGGAGGAGCACAGCUUCAUCAACGGCUUUGGGCACGAGAACACCUGGAUCGGGCUCAAUGACAGGAUCGUGGAGCAGGACUUCCAGUGGACAGACAACACAGGCUUGCAAUACGAGAACUGGCGGGAGAAUCAACCUGACAACUUCUUUGCGGGCGGUGAGGACUGUGUGGUGCUGGUAUCCCACGAGAUCGGCAAGUGGAACGAUGUGCCCUGCAACUACAACCUGCCCUACAUCUGCAAGAAAGGCACAGUGCUGUGCGGGCCCCCGCCGGAGGUGGCAAAUGCCUUCACCGUGGGGAAGAAGAAGGAGAAGUACAGCAUCCACUCCAGCGUGCGCUACCAGUGCGAGGAGGGCUUCACCCAGCGCCACGUGCCCACCAUCAAGUGCCACAGCACCGGCAAGUGGGACCGGCCCAAAAUCCUCUGCACAAAACCCAGGCGGUCGCACCGAGCGCGGCGUCACCACCGCCACCGUCACAGCCACCCCCACCACCAGCACCACCACCACAAACCCCGCAAGGAGCGGCGAAAACACCGCAAGCACCUCCGGCUGGACUGGAUGGAGGAGGGCCACUACUUCUAGAGCCGGGGGAUGAGGAAGCACAAGGGCCCCCGUCCCUGGGACCAGCCGGGUCCCCGACGGGAUGUGGUGACGUUUCCUGCCCCCCCUCCCACCCACCCCCUCUUUUAUAACCCCACCUUGGCUUUAGCUCCUAGGAUGCCCGGCCCCAUAGGGAAUAGGAUCCGGAGGGGGCGGCUGCGUGUGCGUCCCCAGCCCUCCCUGCAUGCCCCACGCUCAGCCCCCCCGACCCGGGGUCGAGCCCCCAGCCCUGCACAGGGAUCCCCCAUCCCCGCGUGGGGUCUGUUCCCCGGCUGGGCUCUGCCCCCCCUCCCCAAAGGAGGGGGAUUAAUCCGCCAGCCCCCCCCAUCUCCCACCUUGGCCGUCGUGUCUCACUGGCCCAGGGUGGCUCCAAUUUUUUAGCAGUCCCCCCCCAAUCUUCCCACCCCAGCCCCCCGGUCCUGCUCGUGGGGCAUCCCUGCGGCCGGCACGGGGACCCUGCCCGGCGAGGGGACGAUGCCACCGGGGCCGGCGUCCUGCUCUGCCACCUGGUUUCGGGGGUUGAUUUUUAUUUUCCCUUUCCGUUCGUCGUCGGGUCCCCGUUGGAGUUGGCGUGUGUGUGUGUGUACGGCGCUUUCUGAUCUCUGCUGUUUGCGACGUGACUGCCGUGUCCCGAGCCCCCUCCCCGUCCCUGCCCCGUGCCAUUUCUGACUCUGCCUUUCUGUACUGCUGGACAUUUUAAUAAAUUUUUUUAACAGUU